Guyanagaster necrorhizus is the source of this 822-nucleotide messenger RNA. RefSeq lists its product as uncharacterized. Lineage: Eukaryota; Fungi; Basidiomycota; Agaricomycetes; Agaricales; Physalacriaceae. The record is from RefSeq and is a predicted model, not a curated record. The transcript is spliced from 3 exons. Bases 1 to 822 code for a protein of 273 amino acids.
AUGCUGGAGCUAAAGGGAUAUGACGAGUGGGAUUUCAUCGAUAGAUAUGCUCGAGGUUCCGAGGGUUUGGAAAGCGGGUCGUCAGAAUGGACUUUGACACAAGCGACUGAUCAAGCCCAAUAUCCAUUCUCAGUGUCAUCGAGUACCAACUCAGUCGAUAACCGACUUGACGAUUCUGAGGUGAAAGUCAAUCACCGAUGUUCGGAUAGAGUCACCCAGUGCGUCAAUGCCGAGACAGAGGCACCUAACUCUCCACCGACACUCUUGCUGAAGCUAAGGCGAAAAAGGGCCCUGAAGGAAAGAUCCAUGAGUCUUUCAGGAGGGGAACAGUACGAGGAGCAGGGGCAAAAGAAUAGUCGCCGUUGGUCAAAAAUCUGGCUGCGGCUCUCUCGACAGCCUACAGAACGUAACAAGCAAUCAAAGAAGUCAGGAGAAGAUGUGGCGGAGGGCACUUCAAUGGGAGAGCAGGUAUCAACAGCAGGGUUCAAUCAAAGCCGGUGGAAAUCGAUACUGCGGACCAGGCAUAGACCCAGCACCAGCCUCCCAGAGUUUCGGUCGUUGUACGAGAUUAAACCUUUCUCGACGCAGAGUAUGAAUCAUACUAGGUCCAAUUCAGAACGACCACCCAUUCCCAAACGGCCAGCAGAAGAAAAGUCUUGGGAUUUCCUAGACACGAUGCCACCAUCACCAUUAUUCCAUCGACGGCCAAUAUACAGCGUCCCCAGACUAUCAUCCGUCCCAAGUCUACCGUUGUCAACAUCUAUGUCCUCCUAUCCAGACGGCAAACGAGCGAGCGAGACCGCGAGAGAUAUCAAGAUGUGA